CUCGAAGCGAUUUAGUGAACACAAAAGUUUCUUACGCUCAGCAGAGCGGACGUGUUGCGCGGAAUAAUCAAUAUUUCUUUCCACCAAAUUCAAGCUCCUACUGCCAAAAGCCAAGCGUUUGAAUUUAAUAAAAUAAUAAAUUCAACCAACAUUCAAAAUUCAAAAAAGAAGACUCUCAAACUUGUAGACAUACUUGUGUGAUUUUCAUUAGAAUUAUUGAAACAAGUAGAUAAAAGUGCUUAAAGUUUUGUGAAAAUGCUGAAUAAUAACAACAACAACGAUUCGCAAGCCAAUGGCAGCACAUCGAACGGUCACUUGCCUAACGGACCUCUAUCAAGUAUGCCUCCAGCAGCAGCAGCGCCCCCAUCCCCACCACCACAAUCUUUUCUGGAUAAGGCGUGGAAUUGGGCGGAUGCCAUAAGAGACUUUCUGUGGUUUAUCAUUUGCUCAAUCGGCUAUAUAUUGCAGGACCUGUACUAUAUAACCUUUGGCUAUCCUGAAAAAGAACUAAAUACAGACAUCGCAUUAAUAACAGGUGGCGGUAAUGGACUUGGUCGACUACUCGCACAACGUUUGGGAAAACUGGGCGCCAAAGUGAUUGUGUGGGACAUUAAUAAGGAAGGUAUCAAAGAGACCAUCGAAAUUGUCGAAUCGGAAGGUGGCUACUGCAAGGGAUAUGCUGUUGACAUUUCCAAAAAAGAAGAAGUGUACAAAGCAGCUGAAGUGAUACGAAAUGAAAUUGGCGAUGUCACCUUACUAAUCAACAAUGCUGGUGUUGUGUCAGGUCGUCAUUUGCUGGAUACACCGGAUCAUCUUAUCGAACGUUCAUUCAAUGUCAAUGUUAUGGCACAUUUCUGGACCACCAAAGCUUUUCUGCCAAAAAUGAUCGAACAGCAGCGCGGACACAUUGCAACUAUAGCGUCUUUAGCCGGUCACGUGGGCAUUACCAAGCUCGUCGACUACUGUGCCAGCAAAUUUGCCGCUGUUGGAUUUGAUGAGGCUCUACGUUUGGAAUUGGAUGUGCUCGGCCACAGUAACAUUCAAACGACCUGCAUUUGCCCAUUCUUCAUACAAGCAACCGGCAUGUUUGAUGAUGUUAACGCCAGAUGGGUGCCCACAUUGAACCCCAACGAUGUGGCCGAUCGCAUCAUAGUUGCAAUUAAGAAGAAUGAGAAAAUCACUAUUAUACCCGGUUACAUACGCUUGUUGCUAUCGCUGAAGUGGACCUUCCCUUGGGGUUGUGUAGGUGGUCUGUUGCGUCGUCUUGUACCAGAUGCGGCACCACAUGGCAUUGCACAAAAGCCUUUAGCAAAAGCCGAUGCUGCUAAGCAACAACAACAGCAACAGAAUGCAGGCACUGCCGCGAAAGUGGCCCACGCGAGUUUAAUUUCCAAGCACACCGCCGAUUUGAGCACAGACUUCAGUGAAACGCUACCGAAGACCGCCUCAUUGCUAGUACAACGCACACCAUCGCUCGGCGAACGUGUUCUAUGAAAUUCCAUACUGAAUUUCGCUUUUAAUUUAUUCUGCGUUUUUGGCAUUUCAAUGCCUGCCACGCCUCCUAGCCAUUAAACAGCUCGUAGAGUGGGCACCACGGAGGAGCUGUGGGAAACGCAUUCGUCUAGUGAUAUUACAUUUACUUAGUAUUAUGCUAAUAAUUUUAAUUAGUUUAUUUUUAAUUCGCUUAGUAUACACACAUAUGUACACGUAUACACAUACAUAUAUGCAGAUAACAAUGAAGAAUUCGAAAAUGUGUUUGCGAACAGAAGUCGAUACGAAUGCAAUAAUAGUUCUUAAGAGUACGGGUAAAAGCGCUGCUUUGUACAUUGUACAACACAGAUACAUACAUACACCUGAGACAUUAUUUAAUUGUAAUUUGAAGUAUUCAAAUUCAAGAAAC
Molecule: messenger RNA, 1900 nt
Organism: Ceratitis capitata (Mediterranean fruit fly)
Lineage: Eukaryota; Metazoa; Arthropoda; Insecta; Diptera; Tephritidae
Product: estradiol 17-beta-dehydrogenase 11
Exons: 9
Coding region: 256-1494 (412 amino acids)
Cellular component (GO): lipid droplet
Molecular function (GO): oxidoreductase activity, acting on the CH-OH group of donors, NAD or NADP as acceptor
Source: RefSeq, a predicted model, not a curated record